This is a messenger RNA of Terrapene triunguis (Three-toed box turtle), 426 nucleotides long. RefSeq names its product RNA polymerase II subunit J (gene POLR2J). Bases 73 to 426 code for a protein of 117 amino acids. The record is from RefSeq and is a predicted model, not a curated record. Gene Ontology annotation, cellular component: RNA polymerase II, core complex. Gene Ontology annotation, biological process: transcription by RNA polymerase II. Lineage: Eukaryota; Metazoa; Chordata; Testudines; Emydidae. The transcript has 4 exons. Gene Ontology annotation, molecular function: DNA binding; protein dimerization activity.
GCUCCCGGAAGCGGAACCUGAGCUCGGCGCUGCUGGCAGCGGACGCGCCGCCGGCGCCGUUACCGCCGCAGGAUGAACGCGCCGCCGGCCUUCGAGUCCUUCCUGCUCUUCGAGGGGGAGAAGAAGAUCACAAUUAAUAAGGAUACAAAAGUACCAAAUGCCUGUUUGUUUACAAUCAACAAGGAAGACCACACACUUGGAAAUAUUAUCAAAUCGCAAUUACUGAAAGACCCUCAGGUGUUGUUUGCAGGAUACAAGGUCCCACAUCCUCUGGAACAUAAAAUCAUCAUUCGAGUUCAGACCACUCCUGACUACAGUCCCCAGGAAGCUUUCACCAAUGCUAUCACAGACCUGAUCAGUGAACUCUCCCUUCUGGAGGAGAGAUUCAGGGUUGCCAUCAAAGAUAAACAAGAAGGAAUUGAAUAG